Thlaspi arvense is the source of this 621-nucleotide messenger RNA. The record is from the annotation of a GenBank genome assembly. NCBI's taxonomy places the organism in Eukaryota, Viridiplantae, Streptophyta, Magnoliopsida, Brassicales, Brassicaceae.
AAGGUUCCGAGUAAAACAGCUUUGGUCGCCUCCGUCUCUCGUCUUCUCCACACGGAGAGAUAUACAGACAGACAAAACCUAACGACUCUGUUCAACAGAUAUGUCGACAAGACAGAUGUCUUCUCAUGGAACUCUGUCAUCGCCGACCUCGCUCGUAGCGGCGACUCUGCUGAAGCACUUCGAGCCUUUUCCUCAAUGCGGAAGCUCUCACUCUACCCUAAUCGCUCUAUCAUCUCUGCUUGUUCUCGUGUCUCUGCCAAAGGUUUAACAGAAUCAGUUCACGGAUUUGUGAUAAAGAAGGGGUUUGAUAGAGGAGUUAGUGUUGGUAAUACUCUCUUGGAUGCUUAUGCGAAAGGUCGUGAAGGAGGUGUGGCUGUGGCGAGAAAAAUCUUUGAUCAGAUUCUGGAUAAGGAUCGUGUUUCGUAUAAUUCGAUCAUGAGUGUGUAUGCUCAGAACGGGAUGCCUAAUGAGGCUUUUGAUGUUUUCCGCAUACUGAUGGAGGAUAAAGCUGUGACCUUUAACUCCAUUACACUGUCCACUGUGAUGUUGGCUGUUUCCCAUUCAGGUGCUCUGCGUAUUGGCAAGUGUAUACAUGAUCAGGUUUUGUUAACCUAUUCUUAA